Messenger RNA from Triplophysa dalaica, 4915 nucleotides. It is a transcript of the gene ccdc39, whose product is annotated as coiled-coil domain containing 39. The record is from RefSeq and is a predicted model, not a curated record. Gene Ontology annotation, cellular component: axoneme. The transcript is spliced from 23 exons. NCBI's taxonomy places the organism in Eukaryota, Metazoa, Chordata, Actinopteri, Cypriniformes, Nemacheilidae. Bases 360 to 3200 code for a protein of 946 amino acids. Gene Ontology annotation, biological process: inner dynein arm assembly; cilium-dependent cell motility; cilium movement.
UAAAGUCCUAUGGCCGUGGAAAUAAUUCAAAGCGUAGUCAUAAUUUUCAGUUAAGACUUUCCACACUACAACUAAAUACAAUCCACAGAAAUACACGUUUUAAAUCUGUAUAUCGCUCCGCGUCACAUUACUUAAGAUCGACGACAGCAGUUUUGUUAUUAAAACACAUUUUCCCCAAAGAGAAGCAUUUGGAGCCAUCUAUCUGCAGAAGCGCACAGCGGAGGCCAUUUGUUAACGUCGUUGCUAGGAAACGAAACGUGACAACACCGCCGUAAAGCGACGUUAUUGGCAAACGUCUCGUCGUUUGAACUGUAUUUUUCUGACUUUCUCCAUUAAAGUUUCCAAAACAUAAAGAAGAAAUGUCCGACUCUCUGUUAGCUGAAAUUGACUGGGACGAGGGUUUUGCGAUCCCUGUAGCUAAUGCAGAAAACAAGACGCUAGAGGAGGAGGUCAGAAGAAAGCAAAAAGAACACGUCGACCUCGAGAACAAACUAAAUAAACAUAAGGACAUCAUUAAUGCUCUGUCAGAACAUCUCAAAAACCUAAGACAGGAAUUUUCACAAACUCAGGCUCUGUGCAAAGCCAGAGAGAAAGAGACCGAAUCAGAGGAGCAUUUCCGAACGCUGGCAGAGAGGGAGUCGGGUCGAUUGAAGCAGGAGAUCAAGGCGCUCGACAAUGAACUGAAGACACUGAAUGAGAAGAAAAACUCCCAAGAGAACAACAUCUUUAAGGCCACCCAGAACCUUGAUGAAUUAAAAAAUCAACUGAACUGGGAUCAGCAGACUUUGGAUGCCUGGUUGCAGGAAUCAGCACAAAAGGAUGAAGACACCAUGGCAAUCAUUAAGUAUGCCAAACAAGAUGAGAGCAAGAUUCGAGAGCUGACACUAAAGAUUGAGAAACUGACUAUUGAAGUCAACCAGAAGAGAAAGACCUUAGACAGUGAACUCACAGAGAGCAUUAUGGCACAGGUUGCUCUGGACAAGACACUAGAGAGUUUUCGUCAAGCCAACAUUGAAAGACAAGAGAUGCUCAGCCAGCUGGAGAACACAGUUAAACAAAUGAGGAGGAGAGACCAAGAGAUACAGCAGUCAGCAAUGAUGUUGGCAGAGAAAAAGCAAAUGAUAAGGGAGAAGAACGAUCUGAUCAAGGAGAGGAUGGACUUCAUGGAACGUGAGAUAGAAAACAAUAAGGAGCUGGAGAGGAAGAUAGCCACAGCUGAACGGCAGGCAGUUCGACUCAGACAGCAGCUUCAGGAAGAGGAGAGUAACCACAGACGUCUGAAGGAUGAGCUACAAACCCUGAAGGGAAAUUUAGAGAGAACUGCCGGAGAUGUGGAGACCACCAGAUCUGAGUUAACCAGUAUGAAAAAAGAAAUUAAGGACAAGACUGCCAAAGUUGAAGAGGCAAAGCUGCAUAACGCUGCUCUGGAGGAGAAACUUCAACAUGUGACGGAGGCGGCGCUGGACGGGGAGGAGCAAGCGCUACAGAUGGACCAACUGCUUAAAGAUCAGGAGCUCAGAAUCAGGGAAAUUGAUGCUCAGCUGCUCCGUCAGAGAGACGUCAUGUUCAAGGAGAAUCAGAAACUGCAGGAGCUGCGCGAUAAAGAGAAGAGCACCAUAGCUGAGAUCCAUGGCACCCGGGCAGCUCUCUCCAACCAGGACAGCAGACUCCGCAAACUGGACCAGAACUCUCUAAAACAGCAGGGAAUACUUUUUAACCAGGACUUUCAGAUCCAGAUGCUGGAGAGGAAGAUGUCACGUUUGCAGGGACGGGUGAACACUGAUGAGAAGGAGGCUUUGGAGAAGAGGGUCUCGGAUCUAACUGAAGCCCUGGCGGAGAAGAAGAAGACAGCCACCAGCCUCACCAAACAGCUAAAGAAACUUCAGGACGAUAUCCGUUGUGUUAAGAAAGAGACAGAGAAAACCGAAAAUGAAAAGAGAGAUCUGACUUCCAAGAUCCAGGAACUGCAGCUCUUCAUUGACACAUCAGAGAAAGAGCAGAAGAAGCUGAGGCUAAAAAAACAGGACACCAUGGUGGAGAAAGACCUGCUAAAGAUGGAUGUACAACGUCGGAGAGGUUUGCUGUAUGACCGAGCAGAUGGAGUGUUGAGUCUGGAGAAGAGACGACUGCAGCUCCAGACAGCCAUGAAGGAGAGAGAAGAGGAGAUCCAUGUGCAUAGAGAGAUGCUCUAUAAACAGAUCAAAUUCACGGAGCAGGAGAGACAAAAGCUCAGUGCCGAACUCAGCGAGAGACUGUCCAAAAUCGACAAGAUGAAGAAGAGGUACGAGAUUCUCACUGUUUCCAUGGCAGCCCCUGAAGGCGAAGAAGAGAAAUCACAGGCGUACUUCAUAAUAAAAGCAGCUCAGGAGAAAGAGGAACUCCAGCAUCAGGGGGAUGAACUGGAUGCUAAAAUCCGCAAGAAGGAGAAGGAGAUUAAAGCUUUGGAGAACACCCUAAAAGUUGUCAAUGAUCGCAAUUCAACUUAUCGCAAAGCCCUGGGCAAAGUGUCAGAGUCUAGUCCAGAGCAUCAGGAAAAACUAAAGUUGGAGGAAGAGAGACGAGCUGCUGAGGAGAAAUACAAGUACAAGAGACGACAAAUCAGAGAACUAGACGAAGACAUUGAAGGAAUGUCCAGCACACUCGAAGCUCUCCUUGAGGAGGAAAAAGUCCAGAAUGAGACAAAUGAGAAAAUCCAAGAACAAAUCUCCUGUCUCAGAAAAGAUCUUGUCUCUCAGGAGGAGAAAUUAAAUAGAGCUGUUAAACAGCGUGUCAGAUACACCAAAGAAAUUCGUUCAGCUAAAAAGACCAAGGAGAAAACCUUUGAGGAGCGUGACAUAGAGCUACGUCAACUCAAAGAACUAAACAAAACCAUAAACAAGAUGCUCCUAGAAGCCAUGGAAGAAAAUCCUGAGCUGUCAUCUCUAUUACAGAUGCAUUUCGAGAAGGCUGGUCUGUCGCUGCCCUCUCCUGCGUCCACCCCAUCCAGUCGCAUGAGCUCAAAGAUCAGCUCAGCACGGAGUUCUGCUUCACUUCGCUCCUCAGUUAACAGCAGCCCCAGAAGUCAAUCUGCCACAUCUGCUCCAGUGAAGAUAGUGGAUCUGAGCCUGGGCCUCUCCGUCACAUCUGCUCAAGGGUCUCGCCCAUCCAGCAGUGGCAGCAGCAGAAGCAACAAGUGCAAGAGCCCUAAGACAGAUUCAUAACUCGGACCCUCAUAAAGAACAGGCUGUCAAUGAGGGCUGUUAACACUGUAAACGACUCUCAAUUAUUUUGAUUUAUUCGUCUUAUAUUUUUUCAAGGUUCACUUGUAGUUCCUGACAAAGUUGAAGACAGAAACAAUCUAUGAUUUAUUAUGUUUAACUUCCUAGAAGUUUCAAGGAGUUUUACUUUAGACAUUUAAUGUAAACAAAAGAAUUUGUUGAUGGGUCACACUGAACCUCUUCCAAGAAUACAUGAAACGAAACCUGACUAAAGUCACUUUGUGCGUUGGAAUUACUGACCAUUUAUUAUGUGUAACUUUCAUUGCUUUAUUUCUUUUUUCCUUCAUUUCUACUAAGAGUCUAUUGGGGACUGUGUUCAUUUGUAUCAUUUGAACAAAGAUGCAAUAAACAAUACUUGCACGAAAUGCUUCAACCCCAGGAGAAUCUGUUUAAAGAAACUAGAGAAAUGCUAUUAUCUAAGGCAUAUUGUAUUUGGACUGGCAGUGUUGGGGUGUGUCCAGUCUCGCUAUUCAUGGAAACCCAUGAGUCUGUAACGCCCCCGUACAGCAUAUAAACCUGCUGCGUCACAGAUUGUUUCUACAGGAACAUACUCCUUCUUAACGGAUUGUUUGCAGGUCAUCUGCGAAAAUGUUUCACUUUAUCUUGCUUGUUGGAUUUCUCUUUUUAUCUAUGGGGCUGUCAGUGGCUGCAAACAAUAUCACUGAGGCGAAUACAACAGUUGAGACGACAACAUAUGAACCAUUAACAACAAACUUGUCAACUUUAGCCAACACUCCCAGCAAAGUGAAUACAACAUCUGAAGCGACAACAUCUGAACCAUUAACAGAUGGGUGGUCAACUCCACCAACACAACCUGGAAAUACUGCAUUCGAAGUGAAUACAACAGUUGGACUGACAACAUCCAAACCAUUUGUGACUUGGCCAAUUCCACCAACUCCACCAACACUAUCACCAACACCCAACUCUGGCCCUGGAGUACUUGCUAUGUUAAGAAUAGCGGUCAGAUCUACACUUGAUCUGUCCAGAGAUUCACCUGAACUUCAGUUCCUUUUGCAGACGAUUAAGGAUCUAAUUUCUCCUGCAGAAACUAACAUCACCGUGAAAAGCAUCCAAAAAGUGCCUAUUUUGUAAUGUUCAUAUUAGUUGGUAAGCUAUUUUGACUGUGGUAUUUUUCCAAUGAGUAGAAAACUUAGUUUUACAAGUUGAUCUUAGCACUUUACUUAUGGUUGACUUUUGCAUAAGAGGAAUUUGUCAGUAUAAGAUGCUAAAAAUUAUUGUAGUUUUAUCAUUCUAAUUUCUGUCUUUCUUGUUUUGAUUGUGCACUUGUUCACCACCCAUGUUUUGAGUUCCCCUCCAUAAUAAAUAUAUUAGCCUGCUAUAACCAAACCAGUCAUUAUUUGGUUAUUAUAAUUAUAGAACAAUAGAAAUGUCACACAAUUCUGCUGUUGUGCUGCACACACUGUUAAAAAAUGAUUUAGAAACUUUGAGAUGUUGAGGAAAGUGGUUCUCAAACUGGGGGCCCCUAGAUGGAUCCAGGGGGUCCACAAAUUGUGUGUCAUUUUACUUAAUAUUGAAAUUGAAAAAGCAAAGCAAUUUAUCUACACAAAGGGGACCUUACAACAAAAAAGUUGGAGAACCACUGUAUUGAGAAGAUGUCCUCAAAAUGUCAUACACUCAAAAUCCAGUCAUGCAAAACA